AGUUAAGAGACUUUUAGACGAGGAGGUUCAACAAUACUCUUUGGGUUACUCUGAGGACGGGAGCACGAUUCAGCUCGAUUUCCUGGGCAAGGCAAGCAUUACAUGAAGACCACGGCCGGAUUCGUGCUGAGCGUCUAUACAUAGGUUCGGUUGGUUGCCCAGUGGCGUCUCAUGGAAGAGGGACUUGAUGCCCUGCGGUCCGACGAUCCCCGCAAGCGAGCAUUCAGGUUGGCCAUCGCAACCGUGACGGAAUAUGGGGGUGUCGAGAUGAAGUGGAAGUACCCUGGCUGGGGAUGUACUGAAGAGGACAUAAGCCAGAUACUAGACGAUUCCUCGCCGGCUUUAUUCGAUCCUGAAACUGCUUUUGCUAGGCAUGUUCAGGAGCUUAAGCGCAUUAUUGAUCCCCCAGACGUCUUCAACGAAGCCCAGUCCAUGAUCAAGAAACUGGAGUCUCAAGAGCCUGUACAGGAUGAGGCGCCAUGGUCAUACUUCCUCUGUGACAGUGCUGGGGAUAAUCGGCGGAUGGAAGACCGGCAAUGGACACCUCUGAGGAAGCCUAGCGACUUCGGGACAAUGAAGCACUUGGCCAAGCAGCAAAAGAAGGUUCCGGUACUUUUAAGACCGUGGCAAUUACGCCUUUACCUCGUCUGGCGCCAGAUCCGUCAGUUGCAGGAGCGACAAACGCAGUACCACACCGAGCUCUACAACAUAGCACUCGAGGCGGAUCCGAUUGCCAAGGCCUUUUUCGAUGAUAUUGGUGAUAACACAGUAUCCCCUUGGGAUUACUUGCGCUGCUCAGAGUGCGGUCAACCCUUCGAUAGGACAUCAGCGAACUGGAGUGAGGACUGUAGCUGCAGAUCUAGAAACGCCUGAUAGUCGUCGUGUAACCGCUGGAGAGGUUUGUUGUCGUUAGGACAGGAAGGCACCCAACAGUGACCGGUCUGUUGCAUUGGAUGCAUCGCAUCUACAAGACUUGGG
Canariomyces notabilis is the source of this 978-nucleotide messenger RNA. RefSeq lists its product as uncharacterized. NCBI's taxonomy places the organism in Eukaryota, Fungi, Ascomycota, Sordariomycetes, Sordariales, Chaetomiaceae. The coding region runs from base 172 to 873 and encodes 233 amino acids. The record is from RefSeq and is a predicted model, not a curated record. The transcript has 2 exons.